Messenger RNA from Aspergillus vadensis CBS 113365, 757 nucleotides. RefSeq lists its product as uncharacterized. NCBI's taxonomy places the organism in Eukaryota, Fungi, Ascomycota, Eurotiomycetes, Eurotiales, Aspergillaceae. The record is from RefSeq and is a predicted model, not a curated record. The transcript has a single exon. The coding region runs from base 70 to 627 and encodes 185 amino acids.
CUCGUGAAGGCACUACCGGAGUUUAAGUCACUCGCAUGUACUUCCCUCUGCUGGUUGGUCGGACUCACAAUGCAUCAGGUCCGAGUGCAGGUACCUGCUCGGUACUUCCAGCCACUCAUCCUGACAAGAUCGAUCGUUGUCCACGAUCACGGGGAUAUUUCUUCCCCGAUUCUUUUUUCGCUUCGUGCACAUCUUCUCCCCUCUUCUCUCAUCGUCUUGAGUUCUUGUCUCCUUGUUUUUAAUUGCUUCCAUUUGAUUUAUUACUUCUCCCUUCCGAUUGCGGCCACCUUUCAAAGGAUUGUUCAAGUCCGCUGCUUGUCCUCCCUUGCUAGACGCCAUCUGAGUUUCGCUCUCCCACGGAAUCCAUUCACUUCCCAUGUCCUAGAGCUGGCUCUGCAAGCACACUGCGCCUGUUGCUGGUCCCAUGGGUCAACACCCUCCUACUUUCUGGUCGGCCCUUGUUUGGGCGACCCGGACUUGUCCCGGCGCUGGAUGCCUCGUCGAACACAUCACCCCUUGGCACCGGGAGAAAGUGGAUGCUGGUGUACAGCUCUGGCCCGUCUGGUUGCUGAGCCAAGGCCUGCCCGUCCAUGUCGGAGACCGCGAUGGUGUCAAUCACGACAAUGAUGCGCAUCCGCAACGAUAGUCAAAUAGCAUUGUAGCCCACCAGGACCCAUCAAUCUGGAAAACAAAUGUAAGGAUCUAGGGUGUCUCUCAUCCAUAUGUCCGUAAGCUUGCUUGAAGGUAUCCUCUAUGU